CUUUUUUUCUUCUUCUUUUAUCUCUCUCUCUCUCUCUCUNUCUGCUCCCAAAAUCUGAUCCUCUCAUAAACCCCAUUAGUCCACACAGAGGAACCCACCUUUGUUGGGUCCUCCACCCCCAUCCCCACACCCAUUAGCAGACAUGGCAGAGCACAACAACAAGAAGCCAUCAGCAGCAGCACCACCACCACCACCAUCAUCGCCCGCUCCAACACCCCCAUCCUCAGAUAUCAUAAUUGCAAACCCAAACAAAGAUCAAAACAAGAAGCACCAACAACAAUUGGCUCCCAAGCGUACUUCCAAUAAAGACCGCCACAAGAAAGUGGAUGGCCGUGGGCGUAGGAUCCGCAUGCCUGCCCUCUGCGCCGCCCGCGUCUUCCAAUUGACCCGCGAAUUAGGCCAUAAGACCGACGGCGAGACCAUCCAGUGGCUCCUCCAGCAAGCUGAGCCCUCCAUCAUGGCCGCCACUGGCUCCGGUACCAUCCCUGCCUCUGCUCUCCAUGCCGCCGGCGUCUCCCUCUCGGACCCCGACACCUCCGUCUCUGUGUCCGCCACCCAGACCCCCAAAAUUGACGCCGUCCCAAGACUGAAUUGGGCGAUGAUGGGGGCCAAUUUGAACAGAUCUCACAUGGGUACGCCCGGAUUCUGGCCGUCCCUAGGCGGAAUCGGGCCGGGGUUCGUCAGCGAGAAUCCGGGUUCGAUUAUGCCCAAAUUCGGGUUCCAUGGAUUCGAAUUUCAGGGGAUGAAUUUGGGAUCCGUGAAUUUCCCGACGCUAAUCGGGAAUCAGCAGCCGCAGCAGCAAAUACCGGGACUGGAGCUAGGGCUUUCGCAGGAGGGGAAUAAUGUAAGAGGGAUGUUGAACCCGCCUUCGUAUUCCCAAAUCUAUCACCAAAUGGGGCAGAGUCGGGACCCCUCUGCGGCGCCAUUGGAGCAGGACCAAGCUCCCGAUAAAGACAACUCUCAAGAAUCGAGAUGAUAUGGGAUUUGUAAGACCUAAAAAUAGCACUAAGAAUUGCGUAGCGGAAAGAGAGAGAAGGCAAAGCGAAGAGGACGAAGAUUGAAGAUUGCUUCAUAUUUGCAGUGUGUUUGGGUUGAUCAAAUUAAGGUGGGGAGUUCUGAGGAGGAGCGAGUGGUUGAGUUCACUGCAAGAGUGAUCUGAUUUUGUUUGUUUUCUUCCAUAAAUAAUUUGUAGAAAAGAAAAAUGAUUGUAAUAUUAGUAAUUUAUGUGAACAUAAUAUUGGAAACUUAUUCCAUCAAUAAUCUAUCCAUUCCAAAUUUGUGG
This is a messenger RNA of Cucurbita maxima (winter squash), 1282 nucleotides long. RefSeq names its product transcription factor TCP20-like. Gene Ontology annotation, cellular component: nucleus. The record is from RefSeq and is a predicted model, not a curated record. NCBI's taxonomy places the organism in Eukaryota, Viridiplantae, Streptophyta, Magnoliopsida, Cucurbitales, Cucurbitaceae. Bases 143 to 976 code for a protein of 277 amino acids. Gene Ontology annotation, molecular function: sequence-specific DNA binding; DNA-binding transcription factor activity. The transcript has 2 exons.